Messenger RNA from Wyeomyia smithii (pitcher-plant mosquito), 1258 nucleotides. RefSeq lists its product as uncharacterized. Bases 32 to 1111 code for a protein of 359 amino acids. The transcript is spliced from 3 exons. The record is from RefSeq and is a predicted model, not a curated record. Lineage: Eukaryota; Metazoa; Arthropoda; Insecta; Diptera; Culicidae.
CCAUCAUAUAAGAGCAAUACAGCACUCGAAUAUGUGUAAUGCGUUUGUGCCGUGCAAUGAAGGAGCUCAGUUCACAUUGAAGCGCAUCGUUUUUUCUGUCUAUCGUGUGUUUAAGGUUUUUUAUUUCAGUUUUGUGUACGCGAGCCAAGCCAAAUAUAAUACCGAAAUGCGACGACAUAAAAAAGUGAUCAGCAAGCUGGUCAAAAAUCGGCUGUUGUUACCAACACUGUCUAAAAAUGCUAAAAGUAGACUCAGCACUGAAGAAAUGAAUGCCAUUGAAACUCCAAUCUCCAAAAAGCAACGUAGUCCUCUGCAGUCCAAACAACUCAACCAAAUAUCCGGAGGUCACAAGCAGACACAAGCAGCAAAACUAUUUGCACAAAUUCAUGAGAGCAAACGUACGAGUUGUACAAACGACGUUUUUGAAACGGAGGAGCAGCUCAACUCAAUUACUUCAGGAAGCGGUUAUAGUUCUUUCGCAGGAUCCUUUAUUGAAUCCAAAGACAUUGGAUCCAUAUCAUCGAUCGAGCUGUUGAACAAGGUGGAGAUGAUUGAAAACAAACUUGACGACAUGGCAAAACAACAAGAAAAGUGUUUACUCUUGCUCGCGCAAGCAAAUGCAAAACUUGAUUCUCUAUCAACGAUAGCAGAUGGAAAACGAACUAUACAGGAACAUGACCAAUUGCAAGCGUUGGUACUGACCCCAGUAAAAUGCUUAGCUGAUUUAGAGAACUACGAGGAGCAAUGCAAGAACGAAGUAUUUAUUAAAAAUGUUAUUCGUUCGACGGAACAAAUUCACGGCAAAAACCGUUUCAAUAAUAAAGGAAUUACUGUAUGUCUGCAAAUAAUCGAUCAUUUCGUUGAUCAAAAAUUCCUCCGUCGUUGUUCUUGGACUGGUAUUAGUAAAUCGUUUGACGAUAACCAGAAUUUAUUGCCGAAAAUUGCGUUUUCUAAAUAUGAAAGAUACAUAAACCUUUUUUAUGAGGUUGUUCGUAAUGCAGAUGAGGAUUUUACUAAGGAUGAGUGCAAUAGGUUCUUCAAACAAUGCCUAAGAAAUUCGAAGCAGCGGUUGGAAGACAAGAAUCAGAGACAACCGGCAGCCAGAAAAUAGCGUAGAACGCUUCCCGACGCUUCACUUUUCCCUAUGGAAAACUUAGAGGAAAUAAAAGGCAAUAAUGAAGCAGAUACACAACCAUGCGAUCAGAACGUAGAUAUAAAAUACUUAGAGGAGAUUGGAGACAAUACUGGAGGAGGUUCA